Molecule: messenger RNA, 5913 nt
Organism: Engraulis encrasicolus (European anchovy)
Lineage: Eukaryota; Metazoa; Chordata; Actinopteri; Clupeiformes; Engraulidae
Product: glutaminase kidney isoform, mitochondrial-like
Exons: 18
Coding region: 186-2102 (638 amino acids)
Biological process (GO): L-glutamine catabolic process
Molecular function (GO): protein binding; glutaminase activity
Source: RefSeq, a predicted model, not a curated record
GGGCGUCAUGUCUGGGAUUUUGUCCAUUACAAUAACGCCGGAUUUUAACAGUAGAGCAACAGUGUUUCCUUGCUCCGCAAAGAGAGGUCCGCACGGUGCCGUUGCGCGCAAAUUUACAAAUUUGACUUCAAUUUAAAACUCGACCAAGUGAAGACAUUCUUUAAAACUAGCCUGACAAGAUUGAAAUGUUACAGUUUAGGUUUUCAACAGUGCUGAAGGAGUUGUCUCAAUCCAACCUCAAGCGUCCCUUGACAGGUAUUGCCAGGAGCAAAUCGUCAUCACCAAACCCACACUGCUUCAGAACCUCCUGUCCCGAUGCCAGGGUUAUUUCUAAGUUAAAGACUUUAAAUGCGGGGGUACACCGCCACCGGCCACUUUGCGCGGUACCUUGGACAAGGUCUUUCUGCACCAAAACCGAGGGAGCUAUAGAAUCGGCAGAACAGGUGAAGAAGGAUGAAGACUCCGCGACAUCCAAGAGAAGGAAGGCAGGCAUCCUGCCCAGCUUGGAGGAUCUGCUCUUCUACACCAUUGCAGAGGGACAGGAGAAAAUCCCAGCCCACAAAUUCAUUACGGCCCUGAAGGCUACUGGCCUGCGUACCAGCGACCCCCGGCUGAAGGAGUGUAUGGACAUGCUCAAGAUUACCCUCCAGUCCUCUGCAGACGGCGUCACACUGGACAAGCACCUCUUCAAGAAGUGUGUCCAGAGCAACAUUGUGCUGCUCACGCAGGCCUUCCGCAAGAAGUUUGUCAUCCCCGACUUCCAGUCCUUCUCCUCCCACAUCGACGAGCUGUACGAGAGUGCCAAAGACCUCAACGAAGGACAGGUAGAGGAGGCUAAGGUUGCUGACUACAUUCCCCAGCUUGCCAAAUUCAAUCCAGACCUCUGGGCCGUAUCCUUAUGCACAGUGGAUGGACAGAGGCACACGGUGGGCGACACCAAGGUGCCCUUCUGCCUGCAGUCCUGUGUGAAGCCCCUGAAGUACGCCAUCGCGGUGCACGACCACGGCACGGAGUACGUCCACCGCUUCAUAGGCAAGGAGCCCAGCGGCCUGCGCUUCAACAAGCUCUUCCUGGAUGAGGAUGAUAAGCCCCACAACCCGAUGGUUAAUGCCGGCGCAAUCGUGUGCACAUCACUUAUAAAGCAAGGAGCAAGCAAUGCCGAGAAGUUUGACUAUGUCAUGAACUUUCUGCAGCAGAUGGCAGGGAACGAGUAUGUGGGAUUCAGCAAUGCCACAUUCCAGUCGGAACGUGAGUCCGGAGACCGGAAUUUCGCCAUCGGCUACUACCUGAAGGAGAAGAAGUGUUUCCCAGAGGGGACUGACAUGACCUCAAUACUGGACUUCUAUUUCCAGCUGUGCUCCAUCGAGGUGACAUGUGAGAGUGCCAGUGUCAUGGCGGCCACGUUGGCCAACGGCGGCUUCUGUCCAAUCACGGGCGAGCGUGUGCUGAGUCCCGAGGCGGUGCGGGACACGCUGAGUCUCAUGCACUCCUGCGGCAUGUACGACUUCUCAGGACAGUUCGCCUUCCACGUGGGUCUGCCUGCUAAGUCUGGUGUGGCGGGGGGUAUUCUGCUGGUGGUUCCCAAUGUCAUGGGCGUCAUGUGCUGGUCUCCUCCACUGGACAAGAUGGGCAACAGUGUCAGAGGCAUCCAGUUCUGCACUGAUCUGGUGUCGGUCUUCAACUUCCACAACUACGACAACCUGAGGCACUUUGCCAAGAAGCUGGACCCCCGUCGCGAGGGCGGAGACCAACGGGUGAAGUCUGUCAUCAACCUGCUGUUUGCUGCCUACACUGGGGACGUGUCUGCACUCAGACGGUUUGCGCUGUCUUCCAUGGACAUGGAGCAGAGGGACUACGACUCUCGGACGGCUCUCCAUGUGGCAGCUGCUGAAGGCCACGUUGAGGUAGUGCGCUUCCUACUGGACGCCUGCAAGGUCAACCCAGUGCCCAAGGACAGGUGGGGAAACACUCCUAUGGACGAGGCGGUGCAUUUCGGCCACCUCGACGUGGUGACGAUCCUGCAGGACCACCACGAUAAGUACAACCCCCAGACCAAGGACCCCAAGGAGCCCGACGAGCACAACCUGGACGGCCUGCUGUAGUGACUCUCCAGUUCACCAGGGGGCAAUGUAGCUUAAGCUACGUUCACACACGUCACUACUAGUUACUUGCUCAGAGAGAAAAGUCAAUAGAAUGUUUAUGUGUUCCAGUGACGCGAGGUCAGGACAGGCGAGGAGAGUACAAGCGACACGAUGAGGGCGGAUUCCGAGAUAAAAAAUAGUUGAACUUUGAGCGAUGCAAGUAAGCGGAUUAUUGACAGUUUACUUCUCGCUUUUACAGUUAUGGUUAAAGCCGUGGGAACGUUAGCGAACGUUCUGUGAGCAAGUGGUGAGAAGCAAGCGACUAGUAGCAAUGUGUGUGAAUGUAGCUUUAAUGUGGCUACUAACCGCAAGAACACACAAAAGGCGACAAGAGCGGCAGCAGGGCCAGAAGUGAUUAACUUUAUAUAGAUGAGCUGGCAACAAAAGACACAAAAGCGAUUUUGCCGACAAGGAGGGAUUUGAGCAAUAGCUUGAAGUUGAACUUAAGCGAAUAUUAUGCUAUUAAUGAGCGCUGAUGCUUUUGUCGCUUGUGUCGUUCUCUGAAAUAGUCUUUCGAGGCGUUGUAGCUUUUGUCUUUUUUGGUGUGUUUGUGCAGUAAUCAGUCGGACGAGAACAUCCCAGAUGGCCUGCUGUAAAUCUCCUAUCCACCAGGGGGCAAUGUGCUUUUUAAUGUGGUAUUUUGUUCUACCAUAGAAUCUCAAGCAAGGCCCGGCUUUAUAUUCAAAGUAUUUUUGUUGGAGUCGUGUGAUGUCAUGUCAGUGCGAAUGUGGUGCUUACAGUACAUAUGUAGGUGUGAUAUAGAGAACACACACACACACACUUUCUCUUUCUAUCUCUCUUUCUCUCUCUCUCUCUCUCUCUCUCUCUCUCUCUCUCUCUCUCUCUCUCUCUCUCUCUCUCUCUCUUUCUUUCUCCCGCCCUCCCAACCUCUCUAUAUAUACAGUAUGUGCUCCUUUUUCUUUCAGUAUUUUUGACAGUACUGAAUGUUGCAAACAAUUGAUUGAAUGUGUAUGGAGAAAGCUUUUUAAAAAGUACAUUAUGAACAAAAAAACACAAACUCAUAUACGCACAUAACGGUAAAGGGUCAUUCUUAGGCCCUGACAUAAUCAUUUUCUCUCUGAGACACCUGAGCUACCACUAGAACAGGGCUUAGACCAUUAGUCAGGUGAUGUAGUCUAUCACACAAUGUUGUGAUCAAUUCUCUCUCUCUCUCUCUCUCUCUCUCUCUCUCUCUCUCUCUCUCUCUCUCUCUCUCUCUCUCUCUCUCUCUCUCUCUCUCUCUCUCGACGGUUGGUAACUAGGAAUGCGUGGGCGGGGGUGAUGGGUGGAUGAACUUCCACUUGAGUACAAAGGAAGCUUUGAUAUCCGUAAUACUCCAGACAUGCUGCUGUGGUGUAUGAGGAGAAAAAUAGAGAAAAAAAACCUACAUGUCUCGUUGUCUCAUGGGAGCUGAAGCACAAGACACUUUGGGUGAAAAUUCCCAAUUUAUCACCAUGAUCAGACAAGACAGGAGCUUUGUGCACUAUCUUACUCAGUGUAGUAGCCUAUAACCAGCAGAUGUAUAUUUACGUACAGUACCUUACAAGAAGUCUUCAUGUUUGCUUUUGUUGUUUUCAUAUGCAGUAUAUAUACUGUAGGCUACUGUACUGUAUGUGUACUUCAUAUACUUUGUAUGCAUACUUACAGCAUUUAUAUGCCUCUUGGAGUGUGGUUAGUGUUUAGUAUUGGAUGAGUAUUUUUAUAUUGUUUUGUAAACUUGUGGAAGCUGUUUAUGUGCAAUGAUUAAAACCAAAUGGGUAGAUGGGAGCUUUUAUGAUGACGUCCUAUUGUGAUACAUAAUAAUGUCAAUUCUGUAAUGGCGUAAACUAUAGUGUUCUAUUAUAAACUACAGGUGGAAUGCCACAUGUUUUGCUAAAGUAUGCAUACUACUGUUUUGAACCUUUCCAUGGUGUUAGAACUACAGUGUUCUGUAGUAGAAUUACUACGUAUUGUAAGGGUCCAAAACAUUAUAGUAGGCCUAUUUGUAAUAGUCAAUAUGUGGUAUACUAUUCAGUAGUUUAUUCAGGCAUAUAGUAUAUAUUAUAUUUUUGUCAUAUGGGUGAACUGUUUGUUCUGUCAUUCUGUAAUGUACAGUAGUUUUUGGGAGUCUAUGUGUCUUCCAGCAUUCACCAAAUCGAUACAAGGAUGUGUAUUUGUCUCAUGCAUAGGCAUACAGUUGAAGUAUGUUUACAUUGGGUAGAGUCAGUUUUAUAUUGAAAAUACAAAUGUGAUACAUCUGGCAAAGAUAGCCUUGUGGCAGAUGAGGACAUUAUUUUAACAACAAGGGUUGUUUUUCAGAUGGAUUACAUUUGUAAAUUAUUUAGAAUCUUAAAUGAAUGUCUAAUAUAAGACUGAAUUUACCAAAGUCGACAACGAGGCGUGAGGUCAGUGGACAAAGGUAACGAGUAUGGGGAAAUGAUUUGCACCAUCUGACAUGCAGUGAAGCUGACCUCACCACAAUGGCCGUCCUCUUUGACCAGUAGGCCUACUGAGGAACUGUUAAGUCAUGACCCCUCUCUUCAUUCCAGCUGACCUUUAAGACAAAGUUAGUGUUUGUUGGAGGGUGGGGAUGAGGGGGCAGUUAGUCCCAAGUUUGGAAAGUUAUUCACCUUAUUAUCUAUGGUUACGGGAGAGUGGCGGAAUUAUUUUGGUAGAAGUUGCUAGUGCUAAAUCAUUUGGAAGGGCUUUGGGCAGCCUGACAUGAAAUAACAGACCGGAAAUGCUGUGGUAGUGCGAAGAACGGUGACAUUGUUGGGGUUAGUGGGCGAGGUAAUAAGGUGGAUAGCAAGAGGUCCUCCUUCACUGUUUUUGAUGAGUUUGACGAAUGGGAUCUUGUUGUUCCCUGGUCAUCACUGACAAUGCCACUCAAAUACCCUUCAGUGUUCCAAUAAAGAACUUGAUACAGGAAGAGGUGUGAACAGGAGGAGACAGUCUUAAAUUGUUCAGUUUCAAAUAGUGUCAAAGAGCAAUAAGGGGUAAAUCGUAGUUUGAUCAGCUAUUGGCUUUUGUUUUGCCAAAAUUGCAGUGAAAAAAAACCUGAGCAAAGAGAGUAACACUCAGUACAGUUACAUGAACAGUAACGUGGAAUGUACAUGACUGCUUACAUAUAUGCCACAUAUUAGGAAAGUGGCUCUUUUCUCUUUUUCCCCCAUAUAAGAUUUGCAUUGCCAUGUUUGUUUUUUUUGUGGUUUUUUUAUAUUUAUUUUCUAAUGGGUAACCUCAGUCCACUGCUAUCCAUGCAGUAUCUCAAAUUAAUGGCGUGAGAAAUCCCCCCCUCUUGUUUUCUAGGCUCUAACCUGCCUUACACUAACCUGACUCUGGCCACCUGGUAUGUUUCGCCUCCGUCUCCAUGGUUUCGUGAGAACACCCUCGUGUGUAGUUUGGCGAAACGCAGCCAUAUGACACAAGUCAGGUUAGCCUCACACAGUCUUCUGUCAGACCUGAAUGUAGGCCUACUGUAUCACACAGCUGGUGAGGAUGGCUGCCCCCCGUUCAUAUUGAGCAGCUAUAGUGUCACAUUGGUGUGGACAAAACAGUUUAUGAAAAAUUCCUAAACAUGGCAAUAUGAAAAUGAUCUGUGUGAUUGUGGAGAAUUGAUUGUUAAAAAAACAAAGAUAUUUUGUUCCUACUGUCCAUAUUAUAAAUUACACCCAUGUCCCUUAAUUGUGUGUAAAUCUUACGGUUAAGCUUAUGUAUGACAAACAGACAUAUUUGUGUAACACAUAUAUUUAUUCAAAUGAACAAAAUGAAAUAAAGCAAAGUUAUUAAAACA